Delphinapterus leucas (beluga whale) is the source of this 2357-nucleotide messenger RNA. It is a transcript of the gene CDIN1, whose product is annotated as CDAN1 interacting nuclease 1. Gene Ontology annotation, cellular component: cytoplasm; nucleus. The record is from RefSeq and is a predicted model, not a curated record. Gene Ontology annotation, biological process: erythrocyte differentiation. Lineage: Eukaryota; Metazoa; Chordata; Mammalia; Artiodactyla; Monodontidae.
CUGCGGCUGCUCAGAAAGCCAAGGAAGGGCAGUCGGUCUACAGCCCGCCUCCCGCCGCGGAGCUGCAGGCUGAAGCCCGGGCUUGUGCAGCCAGGGGUGCAGGAGGGAGGGUAGGGGCAAGCCCAGAAACUCGGGAACACAACGCUGUGCCGCAUUGUGCCCACCCCUCGUCUCCCGACACGAAGGCUGCUCAAGCCCAGGGUGUUUUUUUCCUUUUCACUGCCACCUCCCAGUCCCUGGCCCAACAUGAUACUGACUAAAGCCCAAUACGACGAGAUAGCCCAGUGCCUAGUGUCUGUGCCGCCUACCAGGCAGAGCCUGAGGAAGCUGAAGCAGAGGUUCCCCAGUCAAUCGCAGGCCACUCUGCUGAGCAUCUUCUCCCAGGAGUACCAGAAACAUAUUAAGAGAACACAUGCCAAACAUCAUACUUCGGAAGCGAUUGAAAGUUAUUACCAGAGGUAUCUGAAUGGAGUGGGGAAAAAUGGAGCUGCCCCAGUACUCCUGGAGCUAGCCAAUGAGGUGGACUACGCACCCUCGUUAAUGGCUCGGAUUAUACUGGAAAGGUUUCUACAGGAGCACGAGGAAGCUCCACCCUCCAAGUCUGUUAUAAAUAGUAUGCUACGGGACCCUUCUCAGAUUCCAGAUGGAGUUCUAGCAAAUCAGGUCUAUCAGUGCAUCGUGAACGACUGCUGUUAUGGACCACUGGUGGACUGCAUCAAACAUGCCAUUGGUCAUGAGCAUGAAGUUCUGCUCAGGGACUUGCUUCUGGAGAAAAACCUGUCCUUCCUAGAUGAAGAUCAGCUCCGUGCAAAAGGUUAUGACAAAACACCAGACUUUAUUUUACAAGUACCCGUCGCUGUAGAAGGGCACAUAAUUCACUGGAUUGAAAGCAAAGCCUCAUUUGGUGAUGAAUGUAGCCACCACGCCUACCUGCAUGACCAGUUCUGGAGCUACUGGAAUAGGUUUGGGCCAGGCUUAGUCAUCUACUGGUACGGAUUUAUCCAGGAGCUAGACUGUAACCGGGAAAGGGGCAUCCUGCUCCAAGCCUGUUUCCCCACCAACAUCGUCACCUUAUGCCAUAGCAUUGCUUGACCCUGAUGAUCCUGGAAGAGAAGCUAGGAGGAAAAGAUGAAUCCGGAAGCAAUUUUACUUUCCUGCAGUGUAAACUCCUGGCACCAUCUGCCCUGAACUUCAGCUGAACUCUCGCUGCCCGUGGUCACACCACUACCUCUUUAGACAAACAUAUCAAGAGUUUCUGUUUUCCUUCACCCCUUGCUCAUGUGAACAGCCAAGAACUACAGACACAGCCCACUCAUUAUCAGCAUUUCUGUCUCUGUCAAACAGUUAGUUUAUAGAUAGUCAUAAUCUUUCUUCCUUCCGGAUGGCUUCUCCUUAUAUACUGAACAAAAGAAAAAAUGUGGAGACUGAAAGGUGUGAUUUUUCAAUUUUCCUCCCAGUUACUGAAUCGCCCUCUUUUUUUUUUUUUUUUUUUUUUUGGUAAGCCUCCAUUCAUUCUCUCUCCCUCCCCCUUUCUCUUCAUGUACACUCACAGAUACCCAGGGUUGCGUUACUGUCAUGGAAUAACCUAGCACAGUCCCAGCAAAGCCGAAAUCAUGAAGGCUGCAACUAGAUUUUCGCUCUCACCUGCAAGGGCAGACCUUGCUGGGAGCCUGCGUUUGUUUUGUCCAGUCUAUGGUUUCCUGACUUCUAUGGCAGUAAGCCAAGCUGAAAAAAAUAUACUUGAUGAGAAUUUCCUCUUUCUAUAAUAUUUAUUUGAGCACCAAACAUUUUCCAUUUAUCUCAUUUAAAAGCAUUAGUUACGUUGUGUCUGGAAACCACACUCCUUCUUUGGACUGGGGGCUGAGGGCAGACGACUGAAGCUGGGUGCCAGCCUUGACAAGAGUUUAUUUUUAAACGUAACUAGUUGUCAGUAUGUAUGGUAGUCAGUAUUUUUAUGAGUAAAAUUUUUCAAAAGCGCAUUCUGUACUCUGCUUUGUAUCUGCAUUUUAUACCGCAUAAUUAUAUAACACUCAAAUAAUUUAGGCAUUAGGAUUGUUCGGCUUUGAAUGAAUUAAGUGUACCAAAAAUAAACCUAGAGCAAUUUUCAAGUAAGCAAAAGAAGUUUUGUAUUUGUUCACUUUCAUUUAUUCACUUUUUCUACUGCAAACCAAAUUUCAAUCUAAAGGAAAACAUCAGUAAAUUCAUUAUAAACCUAUCUUUUAGGAAGGUGAAAAAUUAAUCCAUACCCAAAAAUGUACUUAGUAAAAUAUUUGCCCUCAUGUUGACAAAACAUAAUAUUCUUUAUAAUGUUGAAUGAGUUUGGAAAUAUUAGUAAAAAUGUAACUUUUACAAACACC